Scleropages formosus (Asian bonytongue) is the source of this 2607-nucleotide messenger RNA. Its product is annotated as chromobox protein homolog 1. Bases 262 to 891 code for a protein of 209 amino acids. Lineage: Eukaryota; Metazoa; Chordata; Actinopteri; Osteoglossiformes; Osteoglossidae. The record is from RefSeq and is a predicted model, not a curated record. The transcript is spliced from 6 exons. Gene Ontology annotation, cellular component: nucleus.
UGCGCUUCGGAUGUUGGCGGGUUGAUGAGGCGCUCCAUCGCUUCCUUUUGUCUGGGGUACAGGUCUCGUGGAAAAAGCUGGAAGCUGAGAAGCCCGGUGACCAUUUCAGUGUUAGUGAGCCGUCGACGCCUAUUACGCUUCGUUAAGAUUUACUGUUAAAUUAGAUGACCGAACUUUAAUAGUAACGUCGCUUUUAAAUCGUUUCUCCAAGCUGACGUUGGCACGGAACCUGCUAGAUCUACUGACCCCUCCCAGCCGAAUAUGAGCCAGCCUUCAGAGCCCCCUAAAGAAGCAGCAGACCCCCGGACAGAGGGCAAACUGGCGUCGGCAGGCAAGAAACAGAACAAGAAGAAGGUGGAGGAGGUGGUUGAGGAAGAAGAUGAAGAAUAUGUGGUGGAGAAAGUUCUGGACCGGCGGGUGGUGAAGGGAAGAGUGGAGUACCUCCUUAAAUGGAAGGGCUUUUCUGAUGAGGACAAUACUUGGGAGCCAGAAGACAACCUCGACUGCCCUGACCUGAUUGCAGAGUUCCUGCAGUCCCAGAAGACGGCCCACGAGAAAGAGAAAAAGGAAACUGGGGGCAAGAGAAAGACUACGGAGUCGGACACGGAGGUAGCAGGGGAGGAGAGUCGACCCAAGAAGAGGAAAGAGGAGCCAGAGAAGCCCAGGGGCUUUGCUCGAGGGCUUGAGCCUGAGCGCAUCAUAGGUGCUACGGACUCCAGUGGAGAGCUCAUGUUCCUCAUGAAGUGGAAGAACUCUGAUGAGGCAGACCUGGUACCUGCAAAGGAGGCCAACGUGAAGUGCCCACAGGUGGUCAUCUCCUUCUACGAGGAACGGCUAACAUGGCACUCGUAUCCAACCGAGGAGGAAGAGAAGAAAGAGGACAAAAACUAACUGCGGCUUUCAUUUCUGGGGGAGGGGGGGUGGGUUGUGGAUCCAGGGAAGCUCAUCACUUUUGUUACCAUCUUGCUUUCUACAAACCGUGACUUGCAGUGGCCUUUGAGACAUAACACCGGAGAAAGGUUUUUGAUGAGGGGAGAAGUGUUGGGCCGAAAGAGACUGUUAAGGAGUGUGAAGCAGUGCAGUAUUCCUUUCCGGGCUAUGAGCUCUGUGGUCAUGGUGAUCAGAGUGGUCACUGAACCAUCCAGUAAAGGCUCCUCUUGUCAUCAGAAGUCAUAUUGAGUUUAAAAUAUCCACAGAUUUUAAGAUUCCCAGCACUCUGUCCUGUCAGAAUAUUUUACCAAUUGUUGGAUCAUGUCUGAUAUAAUGAAAUAUUUAAUUUUAUUUUUUUUUUUUUAACUUUAGGUUUUUUGCUAAUCAAAAUCAAGAAGCAGCUUGAAAUUUGUGGUGUUGCAUAUAUAUUCAGUUGUAGAUGGCCUGAUUUUCAGAGUUAAGUAAAUGAGGAAGGGCGAUGGUGCUGAUGUUGGCACCAGGUCUCCAAUGUAUGGGGCAAGUCUCAAGGGUUCAGUUACCAGACUUCAUUUAUCUCAGAUUGGCCGUCAUAUCUAUUUUGGAGCCUAUGAUUUCGCUUUCCUCAAGUGGAGGUCAAAUUUGGGUAAUGUAUUGGACUUUGAAAUUUGUACUAGAUGAAAUGUUGCAAUGUGUCUCUAUACCCACAUUCCAUGGCCUGUUUACAGUACUCUGGGUAAACCUGACACCAUGACAGUAACCACUGAGGCUCUUGGUUAUGGAAAAAGGAAUACUGCAUUCCCUCUGACUCUUUACAUUAUAUUAUUCCUCUGUCCAGUUGAGACUGUGUUCUUUUGUUGGCCUAAGAGAAAGUGGGAUUAUAAUGAGGUUAGGGUGAAGGAUACCCAAGUACAUUUAAACAAAUCAGUGUGAAAUGUGUGUGUUAAGUGUCAAACUGAAUUUCAAGCAGAUUGAGGUGAUCUGUUGACUGAAGAUCUGUCUCCCGAAGGAGCCAGCAGUUGAACUCGGUGUAAUUCUUAAAUGGGCCGAAUAUUUUAACAAGAGGGAUAUAUUUUCGUCUCUUGAAUUGUCCUUGGAACAGAUUUCUGCAUUGACUUUGCUGUAAGUAUUGGUAUCAACAAUGGUUUUUGUUUAUUUUACAGUAUACACCAUAAAUGGUAGACAAACAUUUCUUGCAUGUCGGUAUGUGUUUGUCCAGUGUGACUUUUACCUACGUUUUUGAAGAAUAAACCGUUCAUUUGUGAUAAAGUUUCAUUGUCCAAGUUUUGCUCUUUCUUUAGACGACCCCCCAAUGGCAAUUUAUAUGAUGUGCAAUAGCAAAACUGUAACCCUGUCUACUUUGUUAUAAACAGGUCUUGAUCAGUUUUAUCUUUUAAUCAACAGCAGUUUGAAAACUUAAUAGCUACUAAUAUGGAUGCAAGUGCCAAAUUUUUCCCCUUGCAGGUUUUAUGGAGAAAUGCCAUUUUUAACUUGCAAAUUUAACAUGUUUCCCGCUAGGUGUUGAGACAAUGUUAAUUAUUGGUACACAGUGACUUUAGCACAGGAGUUGACUUGCGGUUGUGUACUUCAUGGCAUUCACGAUUUUGUCCUUACAGCUGUAACGUGCUAAGUUGUGAAAAGUGAAAUUUUCUGGAACCCAGUUGCCAUAUGAGCAUGUUUGCUUUUAAUUAUUAAAAUGAA